This is a messenger RNA of Scleropages formosus (Asian bonytongue), 2566 nucleotides long. RefSeq names its product membrane-associated ring finger (C3HC4) 2 (gene marchf2). NCBI's taxonomy places the organism in Eukaryota, Metazoa, Chordata, Actinopteri, Osteoglossiformes, Osteoglossidae. The record is from RefSeq and is a predicted model, not a curated record. Gene Ontology annotation, biological process: protein ubiquitination. Gene Ontology annotation, molecular function: zinc ion binding; ubiquitin-protein transferase activity. The transcript is spliced from 6 exons. Bases 409 to 1149 code for a protein of 246 amino acids.
UAUGAUGCCGGAGGUAAAUGUGGAAUCGGCGACCUGUGACAGGCCGUAGAUGUGAACCGCAGGAGAGGCAGCGGUGUGACCUCGGAAGUAAAUAACACACUCAAACGAUAAAAUGCUUUUUAAUAGACAGCAUUUAUUUGCUAAAUGUAACAUCUGUAAACACGGUUCGGUGUUUAUCGUGCAGAGAGGUGUGAUGGCUGGAUGUGGUUGUGGAGUAUGAAAAAGGGAAACGGUGCAGUCUGGGCUCCAGCCUGAUCGGGACUACAGAAGAGAGGGAGGUGCAUCUGCUCACGUUUUGCUCCUGAGUUGCCUGGGUGCCCACCCCCUAUCCUAUCCUAUCCUAUCCUACCCUGCCCUGCCCCUGUUCCCCUGUUCCCUUGUUCCCCCAUUCCCCAAAAGUGGGCCGCCAUGACAACGGGGGAGUGCUGCCACCUCCCAGGCUCUCUGUGUGACUGCACGGGCAGCGCCGCCCUGUCUAAGGCCGUGGAGGAGUCCAACGUCCGACGGGCACAUUACAUCACCCAGGUCACGGCCAAGGACGGCCGGCUCCUCUCCACUGUCAUCAAAUCCCUGGGCCCACAGAGUGAUGGCCCCAUCUGCCGCAUCUGUCACGAGGGGAGCAGCGGCGAGGGGCUGCUCUCACCCUGCAGCUGCACAGGCACCCUGGGAGCAGUGCACAAGAGCUGCCUCGAGAAGUGGUUGUCCUCCUCCAACACGAGCUACUGCGAGUUGUGCCACACGGAGUUUACCGUGGAACGAAGGCCCCGGGCCCUCACCGAGUGGCUAUGGGACCCUGGGCCGCGCACCGAGAAGCGGACGCUCUUCUGCGACAUGGUUUGCUUCCUGUUCAUAACCCCACUGGCAGCCAUCUCGGGCUGGCUGUGUCUGCGGGGGGCCCAGGACCACCUGCACUUCAACAGCCGCCUGGAGGCCGUUGGCCUCAUCGCACUUACGAUCGCCCUUUUCACCAUUUACGUCCUCUGGACGCUGGUGUCAUUCCGCUACCAUUGCCAGCUGUACUCGGAGUGGAGGAGGACCAACCAGAAAGUCCGCCUUCUCCUUCCUGAUGCCAAGGGCGCGCACGCGACUGAGCUGUCCUCGCUCACCUCCACACUGGCGAAGAAGAUGGCGGAAGAGAGCGUUGUAUGAGAGCUCCAAGGAGUAGCGCAGAGUCCAGAGCCCUGUAAAAUGCAUCACCUGGAGGAGAAGCCAGUGAAGAAGGAACAUGUCCUGCCUUCUCAGAUGGUGAAUGGUGUCGUGGUGCAGCACCCUGCAGAGGAAUGGAGUUGCGCUUUCUCAUAUAGGUGGAAGAGCUCCUAUGUGGUUAAGGGCAAGCCAGGUAUCAUGUGCUUUUUUCCCAUUUUUGUUAUAUUCUUCGCAGCUCACUCUCACGUAUAGCCUUGCUAGCACCUUUCUGAAUUUUUCCAGUUCUACCUGCUGUGUCAUUGACCCCAGGUUCAAAUAAGAAAUGAUGGAAGAUUACUGUACUAGCUCUCUGCCAGGACAUGGUAAGGGAUCCGUCAAAAUAUCCUUUAUGCCCUUUGGAAAGAAAAUCACAGAAGGUGGAUUUUGGAGCAUCUCAUGACUUUAUACUAUUGAAAAAUCCUAAGGUUCUUUCCCCCAGGGAGAGAAGCUAAAGAUCAUUUUCCUUUCUUGCAGUGUGAGUGGGCUAUUGCUAAAGCUCUGUGCCAUUGAGCACUUAUGUCAGGUCCUGUUAGGCUGUUCUUCCCUCAGUGUCCCUCAGCAGAGCAGGACAAGAGUUCUUUUCCUUCCUGGGAGCAGGCCCAAGGUGGAGUGUCCUCCGAGAUCUGCAUCGGUGUCAGAGCUGCGGUCUGCGAAUCCGCUGUGGACAAAUCUGUGCUGCUUUUCCCCCUGUUUUUCAUGAACCCACAUGAAGGCGCUACCUCUCCAUUGCACUUUCAGCGUGUUCUGAACACAGCCAAUGUCUUGUUAUGUAAUCCCACACACAGGAUGGCUAUAUUGAAAAGAACGCACAACGUAAAAGCGGAGGAAACAACUAAAUUGCACCUUUCUGCAAGUUUGUCUGGGUUCAAUCUCAAAAAAUACACUUUCAGUCUAAGGGAAAUAAAACUUUCCGUGAGAGCUUUUAAGAUUGGACAGAUUUGCAGGGACGGUGACUGGAGCUGUUGUAACCCUGAUAUGUCCUGCCCUGGACAGAUUGUGCAAUACGAGAAGGUGCAAAACUAGAUAAGAUUAAAUCCUGUUUGAGAAGGUUUGGCUUCCAAGUUUCUUGGUAAUUGUUCUCUCUGUCAGAAGAGUGUAGCUCUGGUCAUGCUUUCAACAUUUUUAUACUGCUAUAAUAUAUCAGCAUAUGAAUAAAUCCUUGCAAGGAGAUGCCUCUUAGUGAGGGAAAUAUGCAAAAGCAUCAGUACACACUGGCCUUCCAGACUGUUCCUUUAUUCCUCCAAUUUGGUCGCAUUUAUGCCAAUGUUCAAGGUAUUCUUUCUUAUGUAUGAGCAUUUAAUGUAAUCAUUUACAGUGUAGAUAGAUGACAGUUGGUAGUGUAGUGGUUAGAACAACUGCCUUUGGACCCAAAGGUUGCAGG